UUCCUCCUUUCGGGCCUUACACAUACCUUGCUAUGUCUUGCACAACCCUCAGCCGGAUCGCCAUCCAUAUACGAGGUCAUCGACGCUGUGCUUCCAGGAAAAGUAGCCUUCCCGGACACGGCAACGUAUAAGUCAUCAAGUGUUUACUGGUCGGGGAGGCAAAACCUGGAGCCUUCAUGCAUUUUUCUUCCAGCUUGCUCCGAGGAUGUUUCAAAGACCAUUAGGCUUGUCACCAAGAACAACAGCCCCUUCACCAUUAGGAGUGGAGGGCAAACCGCAUUCGACAGAGGAUCUAACAUUCAGGAUGGGGUCGUCAUCAACAUGACAUCGAUGAACGGCAUCCAAGUCUCACCCGAUCGAUCUACUGUCUCUGUCGGACCUGGUGCUCGGUGGAUCAAUGUCACCAACGCCGUAACGCCCCAUGGAAUCGCGGUCGUUGGCGGUCGCAGCCCAAUGGUCGGCCUUUCAGGGUUCCUACUUGGCGGUGGCAUGUCGUUCCUCACCGGCAGGCGGGGAAUGGGCUGCGACAACGUUCAGGACUACGAGGGCGUGCUCGUGUCCGGCGAAAUCGUCAACGCGAACCCAUCGGAGAAUCAAGAC
Colletotrichum phormii is the source of this 600-nucleotide messenger RNA. RefSeq lists its product as uncharacterized. The transcript has 2 exons. The record is from RefSeq and is a predicted model, not a curated record. Gene Ontology annotation, molecular function: FAD binding. Lineage: Eukaryota; Fungi; Ascomycota; Sordariomycetes; Glomerellales; Glomerellaceae. The annotation marks the transcript as partial.